Molecule: messenger RNA, 5999 nt
Organism: Lytechinus pictus (painted urchin)
Lineage: Eukaryota; Metazoa; Echinodermata; Echinoidea; Temnopleuroida; Toxopneustidae
Product: UPF0764 protein C16orf89 homolog
Exons: 9
Coding region: 62-1294 (410 amino acids)
Cellular component (GO): cytosol; membrane
Source: RefSeq, a predicted model, not a curated record
CCAUCCAUAUCACUCACACUUACUGAACGCACACUUGACUACGGAGCGACAUAAACUUCUAAUGAUGGCUCAAACCAAGACGGUGCUGCUCGAUCUUGCGCUUGCUCUCCUCCUAUUAUCACUGAUUAACGUCCAAAUCGUUAACGCUGACUUUUCCGACAUCGACCAACCUCCCAAUGACAACGUGGACGAGUUCGAUAGUCGUGGAGCUGGUCCAGCCUUUGGGACGGGACUCAGCAAGGGUUUCCGAAACUGGAUGCUCCGGUGGUUGGAAGGAGGUGAUAUUGCAGAGCUCGCGGGGAUCGCGACACUUCCUCGGAGACUUCUGGUCGGCAUAGAGAAGAUCUUGAACUUCUUCGAAGAACAUACUGAUGAACUUCUCGUCGAUGCCUUAUUAGGCAUAAAGAUCUCAAAUGAGCAACUGAAUGAAACUCUGCAUCAGAUUCCUGAAGACGACACAUUGUUGGCAUCAGCCAUCAGCAAAUUAAUCAACCAAGGACGGAAAAUUAUGGAAGUUGCGGUUCCAGACACACGUAAAAGAUUCGAAGAUUUUGAAGUGAUUGGUGGCGUUCUGAAAGUACACAUGGACUGGCCCAUGGUACCCAAGUCCCUCCCAUCUGUUGAUGAGCUGAAGUCGGAAAAGGACGAUAAUAAGGUUUCUCCGGAGUGCCCUCCUUUCUCUAAAGACACCGAAAGACUCUCUGAUUACUGCAUAUCUCAGCUUCUUCCCGACGACGGGUUAACUGAUGUUUCUUCUGCAAGGUGUCAGUUAGACGACGAAUGCAUCCAGAGAGUGUAUCUAUCUUGUCAUGGAUAUGAUCUUACUCAUCAACUCCUUUAUCUAAUGAUAGGUAUUAAGAGCGAAUGUUCUCAAGUACUGGUAGACAGGCUACGAGAAAUGGCACCCUCUAGUGUGCAAAAGCAACAAACAAUAGAAUCUAUCAUUGAAGGAUUCUGCUUGGAUAUUUACAGGGAAUCUUUGAAUAUCAGUGACGCUGGUUUCCCCUUGAAUAAACGAGAUCUCUUUAUAGAACAAGCUGUGCUUUGCGGUCUUCUCAAUUAUAUUGAUUUCUUUCGACAAGAUUGGGUAGCAAUAAAUUUGAGCUGGCAGCAACCACAAGGUUGCUACAAUUACAGAGAUACCGAGUACAAUGCAGCAACUGGGAAAUCCGUUUUCCACCGACGUGUGAAACGCCGCGAAUUAACGUUUGGAGAUGGAUGUAGUAGUCACAGAACAGGCCUUGCAGUGGCUUACUUUAGCGUCCUCCUCCGUCAUAUAACAAGUGCAAUAUAGAUGAAACCGACUAUCCAGAUACGAGUUACAGAUCGACCAACCGGCAAUAGGAUUUUUUUUUUGUGUGGGGGGGGGGGGGGGGGGGCUGGAUAGAGUUCAUUACAUUCCAUGGGUAAAAUAUCAGCUUUGAUAUGUUACUUCUUUGUUAGAUAUGAAAGUAGGCUAGAGACCAAUCAAGGACGGGGGAAUCGCGCACUAUCUUUAUUGAUUUUAAUAAGACUGUUUUUUCAUCAUUAUUGUUUUUUAUCAUUUUUAUCACUUGAAGUAACACUGUUUUUUUCAUUAUCAUAGUUAUUAUCAAUAUCAUUAUUAUUAUUAUUUAUCUUAUGUUUGGUUGUGCUGACACAGUAAUCAAGUAUAUCCGCUAGAGGUUCAUGAUAAAAAAGAAAACACACAAUCAAACGGUUAUUUUUAUGUUUUUGUACACGCUUGUUUAAACUAUAAGGGGCUGGACCAAGACCCUGUAUUGAAAUUAUUAGAACAUAUUUUUUUUCAUUACCAACUGGAUAAGAUUUACUAUUUUUCGUUCGCAAAUACCCCUCCCCCCGCACUCAGGAAUGAAAAGAACUUUAGGAGGCGUGUAUCAUAAUACCAGAAAUGUUUCGUUGAUAAGUUUGUUGACUUUCUUUCAUAUUACCAUUGGUUCAUUUAUAUAUACAGUAAAAAUGUGUGCUCCAUAUUCCCGAUGAAUUAGAUCUAUACGGUAGAAUAAAACACGCUAUUAGGCUCAAUGAUACUCUUUAUUCCUCCGUUUCAUGUUGUUAAGCCUUCACUUGACAUGAAGCCAUAUAACAAUAAUUUUCCAACCAUUUCUACAUAGCAGUCCUUCUAAAAAAGUAACAAAAUUGUAAAAAUAAUAAAAAUAACGACAAUGGAUAGCAUACACCGAUCUACUUGUUUAAUGAAUCAAUACAUAUUUUAAUUUUUUUCUCAAAUCUUAUACAAAUAUUCAGACACAUAUCCGAUUUAGAUCUGAAAAAAAAUUAACUCUGGAGUUUCGUAGUGCAUGCAAUAUACAUUUUAAGAAGACACUUUUCUUGAAAAUAUAUUUGAAGAAGACUAUUCUGGGUAUCAGUGGGUAACCAGCAUAGCCUACAUAUAAAAUAGCCCACAAAAUUGUUCAUGUAUAUACAUGUACAUCGGCCUAUAUUAUGUCUAUAAAGAUCAGUUCAAUAAAUCAUACAGCAUAUAGCAAUGAAAAAAAUUAUUCGAUUAAUGUCUCGUACUACGCCACUAGUAAAAAAAAAUUCACAUUAACAAUACCAAGAUAUAUUUCCAAGAUAUAUUUUCUAUCAGUUUUUGUUCUAUGGAUACGUGAGCAAUUGGCUAAUAAGCCUUUGUUCAGUGACAAAGUUUUCAACAAUAUCCGCAUUCCUAACGGUUGGAGGGUUACAAAGUUGAAAAUAAUAUCUUGCAAAAGAACAUCGUUUCCGGAUUCGUAUUCCAAAUCAAUUUAUAUGGACAGUAAAUAAUGGUGAUAUAUUAAAAGCUUGUCAAUAAAACGGAUGAGAUUAACGGGCAUCCAACACCAAGAAGCCUUUAAAAAAUUACGAUUUAAUUUCAUGUGAUUUUUUUUGUCGUUUACAUAUUCUUGAAAUCAACUCUGAAAUUACACAUUGCAAGUAAAAAACCAAAAUGAAAGGACUAUGAAUACGAGUUUACAUUUCCACAAAUACCUAUCCAAUACGGUUAUUAUGAUUACCACGGGGGUGUAUUACAAAUAAUUUUACAAUUAUAUUAUUCUCUUCUCUUUUUCAUCGGUCGAGUGAGACACUAUGCGGUCUAAAGUCCAGUGGAAAAUAUCAAUUCAGGAUGGCAAAUGAUGAAUGACCCGACGACUGAUUCAGCCAUUCAAUACACCAUGCCCAACCUAGACUUCUUUGAAUGGUAGGGAUAUUGUGGAAUAUACAAGUAAUGAACCUCUUCUUUUUCAUUUAACUUAUUGCUUUACAGUGGGUGUGUGUCCGUUUAUUUACCUUUAAGGGUGGAACGUGACAGGUUUACCACAAACUUGAAAUCUGGCCCCUCGUCAUAAUAAAAAAGUAUGAGGAUUUUUAUUCAUAUUGAUAGCUGGUGUAUAUUCAAAGGUGACUAGAUAUUUUGAAGCGUCGGUGUGUCUUUUGUAAUUUUUCCUUAAUACUGAAUACCGGCUGAAAAUAUCUCCAAAAGUUUCAAAGCAUGCUUAAAAACGUAUAAAUAUUGACUACACGGCAAAAUCUUGAAAACAAUAUUGUGUGAUUGCAGACGAAAUAAACCUCGGGAAAGUGUAUCGGAUACUCUCCUUUCAACAAACACAAUGAAAAGAAAAUGAACAGUAGACAUGGUAGAGGAUUAAACUGAUUGUAUAAUUUGCGUUGCAUAAGUGACUUCAUCACGUUUAUUAAUUUUAAAGUGUAAGUGUAGAUAGUCUAUCGUAAUUGCUAUUAAAUAGAAACCAUGCAUGACAUGAUAUAAUUUAAUAUAUCUUCACUGAAUGGUGAUCCCAUAGUUUUAACUUACAAUGGUUUCACGAGUCACUGUUAUUACUGCUAGGUGGAGGUAAACGACUCAUUUCUACUUGGCCGGACACAUAUUGAAUUUAAUUGACCUGGAAAAAGUAUUGUCCAUCAAAGAAUCGCUAUUAUACCAUGAAUACUGUAUAAUGAGGUUACGGAUUUGCAUAUUCGUACCAUACAUAUAUUUUUCUAUAGCCGAUUUCUCAAGUAAUUAUGCAUGAAUAUAUAUUUAAUGCUUGUGACCCCAAUGCGAAAGAGGGCGAUCAAUGCAUUACAAAUAUGUUUCAUGUAUUUGUCAUGUGAUCAACGUAUAAAAUAAAGCACCUUCAUAUCCAAAGUCUAUCAUUCGACUAUGUACACCUGAAUCAGAAUGGUGUACAUUGCAUUGUGAUAAACAGAAAGACUAAUCAAAAUUACAUUCAAUUGCCGAUAUAUUAAUUUUUCUUAAUCUAGCUGACGUAUCGAAUGAAUUAUAUCGAAGAUAUCCUUUUACAUUUCUAUCAUAUUGAUAUUCAAAAGCAUUAUGUUCUUGAUUUCGAUUUCUUUUUUUUUAUGGAAGGAUGUUUAAUGCCCUUCUUUUUUCUCGGUGUGUAAUCCGGGCUAUUGUACCUUUUCCUCUGUUGUGCAAGUCUGAUCAAUAAAGUCAUGAUUAAAGAAAUGAACAUGAUGAAUGAGAUUAGCUUCAUAAUUAAGCAUACAGUUAAUGAAUUCGUAAAUAUACGCACAGAAACAGCUACAGAUGUCAUUUCUACAGUGAUAUUACCCCGGGCGGGGACACUCAAUUUUGGAAAGGGUAUAGGAGCGUGCAGCCAAAAAAUCUGAAACCAUACCCUUAUUUUGUAUCAUAAAUUUCGAGCCGAUGGAAUUAAGAAACAUUGUCUACCAAGUGUAUUGCCAUGAUUGAAGGGUCGACCAAUUGACAGCGUUCUGUAAAGUGUCUGCUAGUCAAGUUAAAAAAUAUCCUUUAAAGAAUUAUCUUAGACUUAGAUCAAAUGUAUGAAACAUAUUUGGAUAUUUAAAGGUCAAGUCCACCCCAGAAAAAAAAGUUGAUUUGAAUUAUGCUGAAAAUUUCAUCAAAAUCGGAUGUAAAAGAAAAAAGUUAUGACAUUUUAAAGUUUCGCUUAUUUUUCACAAAACAGUGAUAUGCACAACUCAGUGAUAUGCAAAUGAGACAGUCGAUGAUGUCCCUCACUAUUUCUUUUGUUUUUUAUUGCUUUAAUUAUACAAUAUUUCAUUUUUUACAGAUUUGACAAUAAGGACCAACUUGAUUGAACCAUAUAGUAUUAAACAUGAUAGUAUUUGCUUUUGUGACGACCCUUGCAACCAUCCCAUUUAAUGUGUAACAAAAAAUACCACUAAAUUUUUUUCAUUUAUGUAUGAUAUAUUUGAUGAUUUAUGUACAAAAGUAUUGUUCAUUAUCUUGAUGUCAAAAUUCAGAUAUGUUUUUUCUUGUCCAGAAUUUUGUUAUGAAAAAUGAUGCAAAAACCAAUAAAUGAAAUGAAAAUGAAAAAAAAUAGUAUUAAACAAUAAUUCCGCAUGUUCAGGGAGGAAUUAACCGUUGUUUCACAGGACAACAGGGAGAAAAUAAGAAUAUUUCAUAUUUCAUAUAACAAAAUAUAAAAGAAAUAGUGAGUGGAUAACGUCAUCAGUCUCCUCACUUGCAUACCGACAAGGAUGUGAAUAUAACUGUUUUGUGAAAUCAAGCGAAACUUUUAAAAGUCAUAACUCUAUUAUUUUACAUCCGAUUUUGAUGAAAUUUUCAGUGUUAUGCUUGUUGGAUUUAUCUCUUUUUAUUCAAAUCAACUUUUGGUUGGGGUGGACUUGUCCUUUAAAUAGCAACAUAGUUAUAUAAGUUUCUAAAGCAGGGUGCAUAAAAGGCAUGGUAGGAAUGCACUUGAGAAUACUGAAAUCUGAUAGCUCUGUAGUGAUAAUCAUUUAUCUCUUAAAGACAAACAUGAUAGCAGUUUGUAUCUCUGCGAAUGGCGAACAGGCCAUUUCCAUGGGGGGGGGGGGUGUCGAGGACUUCGCCAAGUACCGUAUUUCGUUCUUGGACUGGAUGGGGCUGUGGCUCUGUCGCCGUGGUCGUUGGGGUCAUUCGCAUUAGAAGUAUGAUUACAAGGUGAACGAAUUAGCUGGAUUAAAUGGAUUCCGGCUGGCAUGUCUGGAAGGCGUCUUCUUGGAACGGUUACUAAGGUACGUCUCAAGAUCGC